Messenger RNA from Paramecium tetraurelia, 2295 nucleotides. RefSeq lists its product as uncharacterized. Gene Ontology annotation, cellular component: plasma membrane. The transcript has 3 exons. Lineage: Eukaryota; Ciliophora; Oligohymenophorea; Peniculida; Parameciidae. The record is from RefSeq and is a predicted model, not a curated record.
AUGAAGUAGUGGGAGAAGCAAUAAAGUCAGAAGCUCUAUGAAAAGCGAAUCCAGCAUGCCAAAGCGCAAGUGCCUGUUUCAAAUAAGAAGAAAUCAACUAAAGUGAACGAAUCAAUGAAUUCCAUGAAUUCCUCCAUUUCAGGAUUCACACACAAAGAAAAAGAAGAUAAGGAAUCAAUCCCUCUAUACAAAUUGUUGAAAUUGUAUCAGCUGUAAUAAUAUGCUCAAUAACUAAUAACAAGAGGAUAUGGGUAUGAUUUAAUUAAAUUUGCGAUGCUCACAGACAAUUAAAUUGAAUAUUUGUUCAAUGACAUCAAAGUAUUGCCAGGCCACAAAGUCAAACUCCUGGAUCUGAUAGCCUACAUUAAAGAGAUUAUUACACCUUCAAACUCAUCCAAAUUUAGAAACACUAGUUAUACAAAAAAAAAUAGUAAAAUCAUAACACAAUAAAAACCCAAAACAAGUUAAACUUAAAGAAUAAAACCACAAUAACAAUAAUAAUAAUAAUAAUAACAAUAAUAUUAACAAUAAUAACAAUAAUAAUAAUAAAUACAAGCCAUCAACAAAUAAAAGCAAAUGAAAAUUACAAACAUUGGCUUUGAUUUUUUCUAAGAUGAGAGUGAUUAUGAAGAUGAAUUCAAUUAAGCACUAAACUAAAUUAUGGAGAAAUACAAAGGAGACACAACUACAAUUAUUAAUUCUAAUAAUUAGACCCUCUAAAAUCAAUAUAGUAAACCAAUAUUAACAAAAACUAAUAAUUUUUUAUAAACUACAACAGGACCAAUAUUAUCUGAUACCAGCAGAACUCAUACAAAACCAAAAGCAAAAGAUGAUAUCAUCUUGGUUAGUAAAUUUCAAGAUGAUAAAUUGGUUACAGAAGUUAAGGAGAACAAGUUGAUAAAGAAUUUGGAGAAGCAAUUAAAUUAGAAAAGAAGAAAGAGAAAUUUUGAAGAGGAUGAAAAUUUGCCAGAUUUACAAAUGUCCUAAAUUAAACACAUGUACUUAUCCUAUGAUACUGGUAAAUUGACUUCAACCCUUGUGAAUUUGGAUAUUGAGGAAAUGAGUAAUUGCCUAGCUUGGGCUAUAUUGAAGCAUAUACAAUUUAGUAAGAGGAUUAACUAUUCGACAAUGAAAAAUUCCAGUAUUCCUUUCUCCAUGGAUAUAAGAUUUCGUGGAACUGGCAUGAAUUACUAAGAUACUUCCUAAAAUCCAAUUGAAGAACCAACUCAAUUGCAUCUUUAUAGUGAAUAACAAUAAUAACAAUAGAUAGGAUUAUUCUAAUCAUAAUAAAUAUCAAAAUUAGAUAAAACCAAUUUGAGUAAUAAGUAGAAUAAGACCUUGGCCUAAAUAAGUGAGAAAACCUUAAGCAAAGACGAAAAUGAGUUUGAGAUUAAGAAGUAGGAAAUAUAAGAUAUUUUGAAGGAAAGUUAUCUUCAUAAUGAGUAAUUUGAUAAUGAAGAAAAUGAUGACUACUAAUAAGAUUAUGAUGUUUGUUCAGAGGAAGAAAAUGAUAAUGAAAAUUAAAUUAUUUAGGUUUAAUAGAAUGAGUCAGACUCUUUUAGUCCCAUUAAACCUAAAUAUAUAUAACAUUAGUAAUAAUAAUUGGUUAAAGUCAAUAAUAUCUCUGAAGAAUCUUUACAACAUAUUGAGGAUUCUUAAAAAAUAUACAACUACUCUCAAAGUAUGCAGUAUUAAGAGUAAUAAUCCUUAUUUUAAUCUAAAUUUGACUUUAUUGAGAUGGAAGAGGAUGACAAAGAAAUUAAGCUCUAAUACUAAAAAAUUUAUUUUGAUGUUAAUUCUGAGUAAGUUAUACCAACAGCAGAAGUUGUAAGUAACUAUUGUAAAAAUGUUAUAAUAACUUCAAAAAUGGAAAAGGAAGUGACAAUUCUUUGUCUGGUUUACAUAGAAAGAUUAUUAACAUUAGCUAAUAUUAGUUUAGAACCAUAAACCUGGAAAAGAGUAGUUCUUAUAUCAUUGAUUAUUGCAUCUAAGAUUUGGGAUGAUGAAUCCUUUGAGAAUGACAAUUUUGCAAAAGUGUUUCCCCAAUAUAGAACAAAAGAUAUUAAUGAAAUGGAAAGAAUAUUUCUGAUGUUAUUAGAUUAUAGACUUCAAGUAUAUCCAGCUGAAUAUGCAAAAUACUAUUUUAUUUUGAGAAUGUAUACAGAAAGCAAAAAGAGAAGUUUUCCUUUACGCCCAUUAGAUUUAAAUACUAUCAUGAAAUUACAAAAGUAAUCCAACCAGGCAGAAUUUGGAUUGAAGUAAAAGUAUGGACAAAGUUUAAAUAAAUCUUUUUGA